UUCUGUCCGUUUUGCCCUCCUUAUUUUCCCGCACUUCCCCGGCAAGAAAAAAAAAAGUCAUAAACAAAAAUUCACCAAUUCAAACCAAUUCGAUUUCACCCGAAAUCGAAUUCCCAACCAUGGACAUCUCCCUCCUCUACGACGCCGUUUCAGUAGCCAGCACCCCCGCGCAGGGUCUAGGGUUCUCAAAUUUCCCGAUUCGCAACCAUCACCUCACCUCCACCAACCAAAUCUCCGUCGCCGAUUCCCACCCCGACGAAUCCCCACCGUCCAACUCCCUCCAGAUCUCCGCCUUCAUCUUCCCCAUCGACGCCGUCGCUCCGCCGCGCGUGCGUUCCAACUCCUACAAAACCGCCACCCGCACCCUCCUCCGCAAGAAGCGGCGCACCAGGCGGAGAUCGUCGAGCGGCGACGACUCCAACGACGGCGGCGGCGAGGAGGACGGCGGGUUCUUCGGCGGCGACGGCCCGUUUUUCAACGGCGGAUGGGGCGGCGGCGGCGGCGGGGGUUGGAAUUUCGAUAGAUUCGGAGGGCAUAAUUGGGAUGAUUCGUCGUCGUCGCGGUCCGAUCCGGCGUUCGAUUUCGUCUACGAGGUGAUGGGUUGGAUUGCGCUUUCGAAUUGCGUGCACUUUGCUUUCAAGAGGGUGAUUCGAAUCGUGGCGGAUGGGUUAGGCGAUGCGGAGAGAGAGAAGGUGCCUAUGAGAUUGGCUUCGGUCUGCUGACUCGACAAAUGGAAUCAAGCGUUUGUUAAGUCAAUAAUUAUGUGCCUGUGACUCUGUGAGUAGCAGUCGGUAAUCCGGUGCUUGUGACUUGAGGUUGACCACCAACUUUUAUUUCAAAUCGCUGUCUGUGCUUGCAACAUUUUCAUUUGGUUUUUGAUGGAGAUGCUUUCCUUGGCUUCCGGGUUCUCAUGUGCGCACAUCUUCAGUGAUGCGUUGUUGAUCUUGGAGAGGAAAGACCGAACUUGUUACCUCAUCUAAUGGAGCA
Rosa chinensis is the source of this 987-nucleotide messenger RNA. RefSeq lists its product as uncharacterized. Lineage: Eukaryota; Viridiplantae; Streptophyta; Magnoliopsida; Rosales; Rosaceae. The transcript is spliced from 2 exons. The coding region runs from base 120 to 722 and encodes 200 amino acids. The record is from RefSeq and is a predicted model, not a curated record.